UAUAUACCAGACCAAGGAAAGAACACAACUGCCAGAACCUGCACACGAAAGAACAGGAAAAUCACCGACCAGUGUACAACAUCAAACAAAGACAACAAAACACAUACUCGAAUGCCACAAAAGAGCAAACCGAGUCAACUGCAAUCUAAUAUUAGAUCACAAUCAACUCAAUCCACUCCCCCACGACACCCAAACACAUAUCCAAUCUUUCCCGUCCGACAGCACGCACAGGCCAACGACUCCCCCAUGCACAAGCCCCGACAACUGCACUCCAUCCCUGGUUUGCAAUGA
Messenger RNA from Pelobates cultripes (western spadefoot toad), 291 nucleotides. The record is from the annotation of a GenBank genome assembly. Lineage: Eukaryota; Metazoa; Chordata; Amphibia; Anura; Pelobatidae.